AUGCCCCAAGAGCAGAAGCAAAAGAAGAAACGGGUUCCAAUCACUGCCCUUACAAAACAAGAGAUAUGCAUUAAAAAAAGAGAAAAUAUGAAGCUCAGAGACGAGGACCUCGCCAAAGAAUAUGGUCUUGACCGGAGUACGAUCACUAAAAUCUUGAAACAAAGGGAUAAAUGGUUAGCAAUCGACCCCAACUCUAACUAUGCAAAGCAAAAGACGCAGAAAUCCCCAAAGUUUCCACAGAUUGAAGAAGCUUUGGCUUCAUGGUUGGCGAUUACAAGUUCUCAAGGAAAUGCCGUCAGCGAUGGACAACUCCAAGAAAAAGCCCUUGAAUUUGCUCAAAUCUCGGGUGCUCCGGAUGUUUCUUUACAGAUAACACCUCAAUCAGCGCCUAUCACUGGAACAGUUUUGUCUCCACCAGAACAUUCAAAUUUUAGUAGCACAGUUAGUUUGUUCCGUCCUGGUUAUCCUGAAGUUUCUCCAAAUAACCGCCAUUUUGAAAACUUGAAAAGUUUGGGAAGACUCGUUGAUGGCACUAAAGGAGCCGAGUUUAUUGACGGGAUGGUACCAAGAGAUGUGAAUAUGAGUAUCACUGUCGUCCGCGAUUGUUGCUUUGAUGGAAGUGAUCUGGUUCAAAACGUGUUAAUGGACGAAAUCUUUCCCAAGCAAGGCGUUAUGGUUGUUUCUUUUGAAGAAAUUGUAAAUGGUUUAAGAUCAAUUUAA
Messenger RNA from Racocetra fulgida, 720 nucleotides. The record is from the annotation of a GenBank genome assembly. NCBI's taxonomy places the organism in Eukaryota, Fungi, Glomeromycota, Glomeromycetes, Diversisporales, Gigasporaceae.